AUGUCUCCGGCAUCACAGCUGGCGGGCUGGACAUCCAUAUCCUCCCUGCAGGGACAGAUUAACCCACGAAAAUUUCUGACAGAACAAGACCUGGAGUCGUUGCGCAUCCUGUUCCCGAAAGCAAUCGGGGCCCAGUUACUGAUUGCAGGCUUCCUUCGCAUGUUGUUCGAUAGCAUCGUAGACGUGGAGCGGACCCACAACCUCGGCUACCCGGGUGAGGUGGGUGGGCUUGUUGUACUUCUAGAUACAGCAACGUUUAAUGCAACAGCACAAAAUAUCGAAUCAGGUGCAGUUGUCUCGGAUACAGAGGCAAAAUCGGUCGGGUGUUUGGGGUUGACGUUGAAAUUGCCAGGAGGAAAGACGGUUUUAACAACAGUGACCCACGCUUAUGUGCGCAAUCCUGCAUUGCCAGUGGUUCUCAUGCGUGUUGCAGCUUGGGUAAUUCGGGCAAAGAACGCACUCUAUCGUUUUCUAAAUCCCCACUUAGACCGGGAUUCUCGCGCGUACGGUGUCGGGAUGAUUACCAACUGCUUCGACAACCCAAGCCCUAUACUCCCGUUUCCGGUCGGGUACCGGCAUGACCUCUCCUUAAUCGAGGGAGAAACUCUACCUGAAGUGGUGAGCCCUCAUGAGUAUCCUAUCAUCUCUGCAUGGGCCCCGUACGAAAAAGUCCUUGCGGGGGUGCCGCUAUAUGCUGUGGCUCUCAAUGCUCAGACACAAAACUGGAGAGUCGUUGAAGGGGCAAAGGUAACGCCCGCAGUGGCGAAUUCGGUCCUUCUAGGAAGUGAGUAUGUUUGGGAUCGUGAAGCGAGUGAUCAGGCUGUUGCAAUGCUGUGGCGGUCUAAGGAUGAUGUAGGCAGCGCGGGAGGUUACUUUGGCUCAGUGCUGUGUACUAGCAUCCCGACAGAUCAGCAUGGCGAAGCUGUUGUUUUUCAAAAUUAUGAGACUGGUCUAAGGAUGUGGGAGUCAGAAGGAUCCUCAUUGCUCGCAAACAUAAAAGCUGGUUUUCUGUUACCUGGGGAGAUCCGUCUACAAGUGACUUGCCCACCAAAACUGUCAACUUGA
This is a messenger RNA of Aspergillus ruber CBS 135680, 1065 nucleotides long. RefSeq lists its product as uncharacterized. NCBI's taxonomy places the organism in Eukaryota, Fungi, Ascomycota, Eurotiomycetes, Eurotiales, Aspergillaceae. The record is from RefSeq and is a predicted model, not a curated record. Bases 1 to 1065 code for a protein of 354 amino acids. The transcript is spliced from 4 exons.